This is a messenger RNA of Oryzias latipes (Japanese medaka), 3712 nucleotides long. It is a transcript of the gene coro1ca, whose product is annotated as coronin, actin binding protein, 1Ca. Gene Ontology annotation, biological process: actin filament organization; neural crest cell migration. The record is from RefSeq and is a predicted model, not a curated record. Lineage: Eukaryota; Metazoa; Chordata; Actinopteri; Beloniformes; Adrianichthyidae. Gene Ontology annotation, molecular function: actin filament binding.
GAGGGGAAAGAGCACACAGAGCGGUUUCUAUCAGUGCAGGAGCGGCUCACUUGGAAGCAGAAAUCAAUUCCGCCACACAUUGGACUGUGUUUUAUCCAUUUGUUUUCCAAGAACACUUUUAAUUUCAUUUUUUAAGAUAUGAAACGAGUUGUACGACAGAGCAAAUUCCGUCACGUCUUUGGCCAGGCGGUAAAGAAUGAUCAGUGCUACGAUGACAUCCGCGUUUCAAGGGUCACAUGGGAUAGCGCCUUUUGUGCAGUGAACCCCAAGUUUGUCGCCAUUAUUGUGGAGGCCAGUGGGGGUGGAGCUUUCCUUGUUCUUCCUCUUCACAAGACAGGACGCAUUGACAAAUCCUACCCAACAGUAUGUGGGCACACAGGCCCAGUGUUGGACAUUGACUGGUGCCCUCAUAAUGACCAGGUGAUUGCCAGCGGCUCCGAGGACUGCACUGUGAUGGUCUGGCAGAUUCCUGAGAAUGGCCUCGUCACUCCUUUGUCUGAGCCGGUGGUUGUUCUGGAAGGACACUCGAAGCGUGUUGGCGUCAUCACAUGGCAUCCGACAGCACGCAACGUCUUGCUUAGUGCAGGUUGUGACAAUGUAAUAAUCAUCUGGAACGUGGGCACGGGUGAAGCCAUGAUCACCCUGGAUGACAUGCAUCCUGAUGUUAUUUACAACGUUUGCUGGAACCGCAGCGGCAGCCUAAUCUGCACUUCCUGCAAAGAUAAGGGCAUUCGUGUCAUCGACCCCCGCAAGGAGACAAUUAUUGCUGAGAAGGAAAAGGCACAUGAGGGCGCUCGGCCCAUGAGAGCCAUAUUCCUCGCUGACGGUAACAUCCUCACCACUGGUUUCAGUCGUAUGAGUGAGAGACAGGUGGCCCUCUGGAACAUGAAAAAUAUGGAGGAGCCCAUGAGUGUUACUGAGAUGGACACUAGUAAUGGAGUCCUCCUGCCCUUCUAUGACCCCGACACAAGUGUUGUUUACCUGUGCGGAAAGGGUGACAGCAGCAUUCGCUACUUUGAAAUCACAGAUGAGGCACCCUAUGUUCACUUCCUGAACACCUUUGCAUCAAAGGAGCCCCAGAGGGGCAUGGGUUUCAUGAGCAAGAGAGGCCUUGAUGUCAAUAAAUGCGAAAUUGCAAGGUUCUACAAGCUGCAUGAAAGGAAGUGUGAGCCUAUAGUGAUGACUGUGCCUCGUAAGUCGGAAAUGUUUCAGGACGACCUGUACCCUGACACAGCCGGGCCAGACCCCGCACUGGAGGCUGAGGAUUGGUUUGAGGGGAAGAAUGGAGACCCCAUCCUCAUCUCCCUCAAGAACGGCUAUGUUCCAGUCAAGAACCGGGAAUUCAAGGUGGUCAAAAAGAACAUUUUGGACUCCAAGGUUCCUAAGAAGUCAGAACACUCGAGUCAUGCCAACAAGUCUGCCUCCUCAACUCCAUCAAUUAAAUCUGAAGCAAAAAUGGAUGAGAUAUUAAAAGAAAUGAAGUCCCUCAAAGACCUCAUCAGCAGUCAGGAGAAGCGAAUCAUCAAACUUGAGGAGCAAAUGUCUCAAAUGGCCAUUUAAGGAACCUUUGACCCAACACACAACAUUCAGGAUCUUCUGUAGGCUGGGGAGUGCAAGGACAGUCUUAAUGACAGUGUUGGGUCUGAGUCCUGCCAAACAUUGAUCCCUAGCAACAUUCCAGAUUAACUUUUUUUUUUUUUUUUUUCUUAGCCAACCCCCCCAAACCCUCAUCUUAACCCAGGUGGAAUAAGAAGGACAUGUGGUAAAUUUACUUUUAUUCUGUGGCAGUCUGUUGUGCGUGGGUGGUUUCUUUUUCUUUUUUUUUCUUCAUAGCUGUUUCAAUAAAAAAUAUCUUCUCUUUUUAAAGUGACCAAAACAACUUUUCAGUGUCAAACAUCUGCCCCGUUUUUAGAAAAUUAGUGAUUAUUGUUUCCUGUUAACGUGCCCUACAAUUCCAAAUAGCCAAAUGUGGACAUUUUUGUUUACUCUUUAUCACAGUAUUGUUGUUCUCUUGUUCUUUCUGAUAAGUUGCAAACUAAAACUUCAGUGCAGUGUACUUUUGAUGCUUCCUCACUUGUGCACUUUUACAUCACUAGGAUACAGAGAUCGGAUCAUUGGUUCAAAGAAAAUACAUUCCAGUUUGGCACCGGAAACACCAAACAUCUACAAACACUUUCAAUGUUCAGACCAUCUUUCAGUCCUAAGUCGCUUCAUAUCACUGCAACUGAGAACACAUUUGUUCAUGUAACGGAUGCAUAUCCUUCUGAUUUGCUCCAUAUUUGCACACUUCUCCAUGAAGUGUGCUACUGUUGUAACUCUGUGCUCCUCUGUCCUGUGGAUGUGCAGAGACAAACAUGGACGCCCUUCCUUUCUAAACCAGAACAGAAGUGCUUUCCAUUCAACAGUGUCCCACAAAUACGUUUAAUGUUCAAACAGAAAAGAAAUCCUAAUUCUACCAAGUCACACACACCAACAUAUCAUCUGAGAAUUCAAGUCAUCUGGGGAUGAAGCUAGAGACAAUGUCUGACGGGGCCACAGGCCUAAGAUUGUGGAUAUGUGCCUUGCGUCUUUGGUUUGUUGACAUCUAAUGGUUGGGAUGCUCCAAAGGACUCAGAAGGUCCGAGACCUGCCUUUUUUAAUUUUUUUUUAUCGUUUUUUUUUUUUGGAAAGAAUUUAAAAGCUGACAUCCUAAUCUGUUCAUUUCUCUUUCUGCUUGUGUCCCUCUUAGCACUCCCAAUUAUUUUUCUCUUAUUUCUGAAAAAAGUAGCUAAAAAAAAAAGGAAUAAAGCUAUCCAGGUUGUCUUUGGAUUUGUUUCCCAGUGGGAAGCUGAGACGGGUAAUGAUUCAGUUUGUUUGCCUUCAUCAUUUGUUGCCGCUUGUACAGAUCAGAAAGUGCCAUGGAGGUGACUGGAAGUGUGGAAUGGGAGCUGUGAUGUGAGUAGUUUGUGUAGUAAGUAGAGACGUAGAAGGCUAACUGGAUUUAAAACCACUUUGAGGUGCUAUAUGUUGUACUAACACUCUGCUCCUAAAGUACUGUUCUAUUUUUGUGUGUGUGCGUGUUUUGCAAAGCUAAAUGACAGGAAGUCGUACACUUGGCUGCAUUGCUGCACUGCCACUAGGACUUUUUGACCCUCUCUGUCAGGAAACCGGUACAGAAACCUUUUUGAAAUGAAUUUGGAAGCAUUUAGUUUGUGACACAAACACAAACUGAUGUGACAGGAUCUCUGUUUUGCAAACAAUAUUCUACCAUGCUUUGUCAAAAAUGUCAUUUCCGGUGUUCUUUUUGUCUGUUUUCAACAGUACUAUUGGCACAAGAGUCGAGGGGUGAUAGUUAAUAGCAAUCCAAAGGGACAGUGUAAGUCGGAAUGUGCAGAUAAGAGAAAACGUGGGUGAGAAAUGUGUAAAUAACAUGUCCAUGUUUUGUUUUCUUUUCUUUUUGUGGUUGCGCUGAAGGGGUGGGGGGGUUGUUUGUAUGGGUGCUGGGUUUUAAAUAUUUCCACUGUUCAUGUUCCUUGCACCUUUCCAGAGCGCGGCGUAAACAAAAGCAGAAGUCCUCCGGUACAUGUGGAGAACCUGCAAACUAAAAUCAUGUGGAAAACCAGCCCCCAUGAACGGCACAUGUGGAGGUCUGCUCAACAUUUUUGUUCAGUACUCUUGCUUCAUGUAUCAAUCAUUGAUUAUAAGAAAAUUAAUAAAGACUUUUUAAAGUUGA